AUGGCAACACCUUAUCACCCACAUACCAGUGGACAAGUGGAGGUUUCCAAUAAGGAGAUUAAAGUAAUCUUGGCCAAGACAGUUAAUGCCCAAAGGACAGAUUGGGCAAGGAAGCUGGAUGAUGCUCUAUGGGCAUAUCAGACAGCUCUCAAGACACCUAUUGUUGAGCUUGAGCAUAGAGAACUCUGGGCAUUGAAGAAGCUAAACCUCACUUGGAGCGAAACUGCGAACUUGAGGUUGGAUCAGAUCAAUGAGAUGGAUAAGUUCCGUCUGAGAGCUUAUGAGAGAUCAACACUGCAUAAGGAGAUGAUUAAGUUAUAUCAUGACAAACAUAUUGAGAAAAGAAGCUUCACUCCUGGUGACUUGGUGUUACUUUUCAACUCCACACUUCGUCUGUUCCUAGGAGAGCUGAGAUCUAAAUUGUUUGGACCUUUUAAGGUCACACAGGUUUUUCAAUCUGGUGCUAUUGAACUGGAAAAUAAGAAAGGGGAGAGGUUCAAAGCCAAUGGUCAGCGAGUCAAGGCAUAUUUGGGUGCAAACUUGAUGAAGUUUGAGUAA
This is a messenger RNA of Solanum verrucosum, 558 nucleotides long. RefSeq lists its product as uncharacterized. The record is from RefSeq and is a predicted model, not a curated record. The transcript has 2 exons. Gene Ontology annotation, molecular function: nucleic acid binding. Bases 1 to 558 code for a protein of 185 amino acids. Lineage: Eukaryota; Viridiplantae; Streptophyta; Magnoliopsida; Solanales; Solanaceae.